GAAAGACGAGUGGUGAUUGGUGGAUAUAAAAUAGUGUCCGUAAAUUUAAAUCUCGAUCGUCGGAGGUCAGCGGAAUUGUAAAAGGUUUUUAAAUCUGAAUCAACGUUUUAUGAUUAAAAACUAUGGUCGUUUACUGUUUAGGUCCAAAUUUAGUUCAGAGUGAAGACCAACAGUAACAGAGGCAAUAUUUAUCUAGGCCUACUCCAGGUACAGUCGCAAAAUGGAUCAAAAUACAUUGUACUAUCAAAAACCAAAAAAUAAUGUCCUCGGUGACAUAAGUAAUAUUGCAGCGUCUGCCAGAGAUGUAAGUGGUGGAAACAGUUCAAGGUUGAAGGAAGCACGACUGAGUUUUUCACGAUUGACUGGUUCAAAUAUAGAUCCACUUAAGUCAGAUACAGAUGGAGAAACAAAAACCAACGUGCCAAUCUUAAACAGUUACGAUAGCCUCGAAGAAAAGUCAACACCACUGAAGAAAAGAAAACGAGUCUACAGUGUUGCGAUUCUGCGACAUACAAAACCGAAAAAGGAAAAUAAAAGUAACGAACAUGAACUUGCAAUUAAUUCUGAAAUGCAAAGGGAACCAAAUGACUAUUAUCAUGCACCUUCACCUUCUCUUGACUUUCAACAGCCUAACCAUUUUACAAAAAUGUUGAAUACAGACAUUCCUGCUUCGUCCUUGGGAAAAAUCACAAACGAAGACAAACUUUACUUGGAUAGUACUUCUACAAAAACAUUUCGUAUUGACGAUGGAACUAUACGCAUCCUUGAUAAUGUAAAAGAAGAACCAGUUAGCAGCGCUACUGAAAAUGAAUAUAUAGACAAUGUUUCCUCCGACACCUUUGCAGAAAGAGAUUCAAUUAUGGAUUCAUCUAGAAGCCUUACAAACAUGACUUGGUUACGUCAGCUGGGAGAUUCUGAUACAUUAAACUCAAACCAGCAACAGCCUUUGAUUUCGGGAACACAUUUUCCACAAAUAUUUCAACCAAUGGUUCAACAUCACCAGCGUCCUCCAUACUCUUAUAGCGCCCUCAUCCAGUUCGCUAUAAGCAGCUCAUCCACCGGCAGAAUGACACUUCGCGAAAUAUAUCAGUGGAUAGAGGACAACUUUCCAUUUUUCCGUACAGCAAAACCAGGUUGGAAGAAUUCUAUUCGUCACAACUUGUCAUUACACAAGAUGUUUAUACGGCAGCCGCCUAUGGGUCCUGGCAAGUCAGCUUUUUGGACACUUCAACCAGGCACGGUGGUGCGCCUUCCUUCAAAGCGGAAUUUGAACUUUCAUAAUGAGAAUACCGAGCUAAGCACAUCGGUUGAGCGAACAAGUCAAGUGUAUAAUUUACCAAAUCGACGGUCAGGAAGCACAAAAACCAUUGGUCAUCAAACAAAACGGCCAUUUCUUCUCCCACGGCCAACAAUAAACCCGGCAUUAAUGCAUAUGCCAGUUGUUUGGGAUGCCAACACUGGUACAUACGCGAUGAUGCAGACAAUUCCAAACAACUCCAUACCGAUGGCAUUCGGGACAAAUGCCAUGGUUUAUAAGCCACAACUUAAUCCCUCAGUGGUCAGAAUCGCUCCGAAGAUGAAUUUUAACCAGCAAACAGAUGUCCGUGACAGUAUGUCAAGCAGCCAAAGAUGGCCAUCACAUGGCAUCCUCCAGCCUGGACAAUUAGCAGUUGAUUCUGGAUUUGAAACUGAUAACUCUGGUGGAUUGAAUUUAUUUGACUAUGCUAACGCCUCUGAAACUAAGUCAAACAAUUUAUGUCCUGAUAUACCAGGAUCUUUGUUAGGAAUUAAAGAAGAGGCAGAAGGUACGCUGACAGUCUCGACACCAGUAAAGUCAUCAAGUAUGACGCCCUCAAAGGGAAUAAGUGCAACGUCUACUCCAGGAAAGCUGUUCUCAGAACUCGACUUUCUUUCUCCAAUUCGAGGAGUGACGAACUUAAGGACUCCUAAAACAGGCUUCUCUCCGCUGCAGAAGUAUUUGUUGUCGCCUUCUCGCGACACGGCACAUCACAAGUCACCGAUGCUGGGAUCCUUGAGAGAGUUCGGUCUGCCAGGAUUCACACCGAAGAAGGAUGGUGAUAUGAAUGUUAGUGUGCAUAAUCAGAGCUUUGGGGAGAUCUUUGGCGACAUGAACAUCAGCCUCGACAUGGCAGCAGCCGCCGCAGACAUUAGCUGGUCUGCUUUUAAUGCAUAAAUAUUUUGAGCAUAAAAUGAUGCAACUUGAAAAGUGAUUUUUAGAAUCUUAAUAGAUUGUACUCUAAACUAUUGUGGUAUUAUAAGUCACCUUGAUUUUUAAAAUUAAUGGGCUCCAAAACUGAAUACAGUUUGUAUAUAGAGAAUGUGUUGUACUGUUAUGGAGAAAACUUUCCGUUAUGGAGGAAUAAAAUCUUCUAGUAUUAAAAACAUAUAUUUUAUUCCUCCAUAGUUGUACCUGAAAGUAGUGAAACAUACUGUCAGCAGAAGUACAGUAUUUUUUAUUUAGAUGUUGGUUGUCAACAAGGUCAUGAAAAAAAAUAGGGGAAGAAAAACAAAAAAAAGGCUUUUAAAAAGUUGGGGUUUUUUUUAGCUUUUUCUUAACAAAUAAAA
Messenger RNA from Anneissia japonica, 2586 nucleotides. Its product is annotated as forkhead box protein M1-like. Gene Ontology annotation, molecular function: RNA polymerase II cis-regulatory region sequence-specific DNA binding; DNA-binding transcription factor activity, RNA polymerase II-specific. The record is from RefSeq and is a predicted model, not a curated record. The transcript is spliced from 6 exons. NCBI's taxonomy places the organism in Eukaryota, Metazoa, Echinodermata, Crinoidea, Comatulida, Comatulidae. Gene Ontology annotation, cellular component: nucleus. Gene Ontology annotation, biological process: regulation of transcription by RNA polymerase II. Bases 221 to 2194 code for a protein of 657 amino acids.